Messenger RNA from Didymosphaeria variabile, 1902 nucleotides. RefSeq lists its product as uncharacterized. Gene Ontology annotation, molecular function: 3'-5' exonuclease activity; nucleic acid binding; nucleotide binding. Gene Ontology annotation, cellular component: nucleus; cytoplasm. Bases 1 to 1902 code for a protein of 633 amino acids. Gene Ontology annotation, biological process: nucleobase-containing compound metabolic process. Lineage: Eukaryota; Fungi; Ascomycota; Dothideomycetes; Pleosporales; Didymosphaeriaceae. The transcript has a single exon. The record is from RefSeq and is a predicted model, not a curated record.
AUGGUCGGUUUUGACAUGGAAUGGCCAUGUUUUCCCGGUCAAAACCCUCCAUUGCAGAAAAGGAUCGGGCUGAUACAAGUCGCCACGGAAGACAAAAUUGCUCUGUUCCAUAUUGGAUUACACCCGGGGAAAACCACAGACGAUAUUAUCGCGCCAUCGCUCCGAAAGCUUAUCGAAAGUUCAAAGAUCGCCAAAAUGGGAGUUGGCAUCUUGGGCGCAGAUUUCGCGAGGUUACACCGGUUCUUUAGAUUGAAACCACAAGGCGCAUUUGAGCUAUCACACUUGGAUCGCCUUGUCCGGUUUGCGUAUAUUCCACAUCUCCUUAACACGAAGAUGGUAUCACUUGCAAAUCUUGUGGAGAAUCACCUCGGUUUACCUCUAGCAAAAGGGUCCGUUAGAACAAGCAAUUGGAGUAGACCUCUCAACGACGAACAAAAGAACUAUGCUGCCAGCGACGCCUAUGCGGGUUUCAUGCUGUUUCAUUGCAUGAACGCCAAACGGCUUGCGCUGAACCCUGUACCGACUUUACCCAUCUUUGCAGAACAAUACCCACGAAAAAUAAAAGGUGCCAAGGGAUUUGCGCCCAUUACCACGCUCAUGCUCCAUGCAACAGAAGAAGGUGGGAGCACGGUCGCAGCCAAUGACUUUUUCAGUGUCCCGAAGGACGAGGCCAACGAGGCCAAUCCAGACCAGAAAACAGAUGAAGAGAAGGACGCAGCGAUUAUACCGACUCCCGGAGAGGGCAAGAAGAAGACAAAAAAGACCAUCUCAAAGACUUCCCAGGAACCAUUGGACUCUGUAGCACAGAUUCUAUAUGAUCAACUAGCAGAGCGCCGCAAAACUCUUGCCCAGACCAAUGGAGUACCGGUCUACCUGAUCGCCAACAAUUCCGUUCUUCAUGGCCUCGCAAAAAGAUCACCUCAGAAUGAUGAGGAGCUGCUGAAGGUAAAAGGCAUCGGCAAGGUAUCCGUUGCCAAAUAUGGUGCUGAUUGGCUCGAAAUUAUUGCUCUUCAUCUAGCAGUCCAUGGUCCUGAUAAAACGAUUGAUGCUCUGUCGAAUGCGCCUGCUGAAGCUACACGAACAAGGCCUAGCACACCUAAUCGAACAAUUACGCGGCGACCAAAAGAUACGCAAAGUUCACCAGACUCAUCUCCAGCUUUCGGGUCUCCUAUACAUCGCACGCCAGUUCUGCACACCGGGCUGUCUUUCACCUUAGCAGGAACUACACUAGAUCCAGGCGAUAGUACGGGUGAUAGUCCACGCUAUCCUGCGAUGCGUGGACCAAUUUCCGACCAGCAAUAUGAUGAUAUCGAAGUCCUUGACUUGACCGGCGAUGGGCCGCAAAACCAAAAUUCGGCCAAUGACGCUGGAUUCACUGUAGCCAUCGAUCCAUUACGCAGCGCUUCCACUGGAGCGACACAUGCGGAGAACACUGCUCGUUGGAGUCUUGAAUCGCCCAGCUCUUCGGAAGACUCUUUGGUCUUUAUAACACCACCUUCGCGAUCACCUUCUUAUCUGAAAAGGAAAAGAACAGAUACGCGACCGAACACAGCGACGCCUAGUCAUUCGCGCACUCAACCAAUUGCGACAAGCUCUAGUUUGGAGGCAGCGCCACCACCAGCUCAUGCAUCGACACAACCUGUGCCGCUUAGCCCUCGUUCGAGAAUAUUCCGCAACAAGCUGGUUGCCUUCAGCAAGCUCAUCAACAGAAAGCUCAGUGCAAGCUCGUCGCCUGCGCCAAUAGUCUCUGAGGCCACGCUGGACCACAUUAUCUCUGUCUCGCCCCGUACAGUAGAGGAUUUUAACCGUAUACCGGGGAUUGAGACGUUUGCUCGCGCAUGCCGAGAUGCGGAAAUGGACUUGCUGCGGAACAUAAUCAAGUUUGCGCCUCCUCGAACUUGA